AUGAACCUUGGAACUAAUACGCGUGUAGGCGGCGGAUCGGUCCUCCCCAGCAUCCACGGCACCGAAGCCUUUGCGCGCCAACAAGCCGCCAUGCUAGCUCUGGCUUCCACGCCUGACUCCUCUUUCGUCGAGGACAAUGAAGCGCAGAGGGAGAAGAUUGAAGAGGCCGCCCAGCAGGCGCAGAUCCAGGAGACGGCUCAACACCAACAACUACAACAACAAGAGGAUGAUGAGGUCACACGGGCGGACAUGGUCGAUGCGAUGAAUGGGCAGGGGGAUCAUACGAAUGAGACGGAGUUAGUGGAGGAGAAGGAGCCGGAGCAUGUGCAUGUGCAGAGUGCGGGGGUGGGGGAGGGCGGGGAGGCUGUUAUGGGGAGUAUAGAGGGGGUUGGCGGGGGGUUCUAG
Messenger RNA from Parastagonospora nodorum SN15, 405 nucleotides. RefSeq lists its product as hypothetical. The record is from RefSeq and is a predicted model, not a curated record. Bases 1 to 405 code for a protein of 134 amino acids. NCBI's taxonomy places the organism in Eukaryota, Fungi, Ascomycota, Dothideomycetes, Pleosporales, Phaeosphaeriaceae. The transcript has a single exon.